AUGUGGUCGGAACUUCCAUCAGAACUUCUGCAAUUAAUUGCUGAAAAACACACUAACUAUGUAGAUUAUCUUUUUACUCGAGCCGCCUGCAAGUCAUGGCAGGCUGCCAUAACAAAAAAACCACACAAUGUUCUGUGCCAACUUCCAUUACUAUUGCUACCUUACCACCAAAACAAUCCAGAUCACCGUGGGCUCUACAACAUUCCUGACGACAAAACAUACAGUAUUGAAUUGCCGGAGACUUACGAAAAACGUUGCUGUGGAUCAUCUCAUGGAUGGCUAAUUAUGGUGGAAAACAGCCCAGCAAUCUUUCUCUUAAAUCCCUUAACAAGAGCCAGAAUUGAGCUUCCUUCUUUAUCUAGUGUCUCCACUUUCCCCACUGAAGUAGUCUUCGAGAACUCCAGGAACUUGAAUGUGAACUACGUCAGGAGAGAGAAGCUUUAUGUUCGUGACACUUUUGUCAUUAAAGCAACAAUAUCUGCUGAUCCUUCGUUGACUGCCAGUUUCGUUGUUGCAAUAAUUUAUGGUUUCAACGAAAAUUUAGCCUUCUGUAGAUCAGGAGAUGUAGAUUGGACUCUGAUUGAUGAAACAUCACAGCCUGCUCGAUAUAAGGACAUAAUGUUCUGUGCAGGGAAAUUCUAUGUGGUUGAUCAAAUGGGUAGAAUUUCAGUCUGCACUAUGGCAGACAUGCCUACUAUGAUUCAUCUUCCUCAUCCACCACAGAUUUCACCACGGAUGGGAUAUAAGCAAUGGUACUUGGCAAGUCUAAAUGAAGAACUAUUAUUGGUGGCUAGGUACAGGAAAGUCAUUCCUGACUAUGAGUACAAAACCGAUAGAUUCGAUGUUUAUGGGCUAGAUGCUGAUGGGACAAACUGGUUGAAGCUGGAGAACUUGUCUGAUCACAUGCUGUUCUUGGGUUGA
Messenger RNA from Dovyalis caffra, 921 nucleotides. NCBI's taxonomy places the organism in Eukaryota, Viridiplantae, Streptophyta, Magnoliopsida, Malpighiales, Salicaceae. The record is from the annotation of a GenBank genome assembly.